AGCCAGUCUCCCGGCGGAAAUGUACAACCUGUGGUAAAGUGUAAAGUAGCUUAGUGAGAUGACAGCGGGCAGCAUAGCUCUUCGUUAGCUCCCAUUGAUCUGAAAUUGGUCAUUUUCAUUGAUUAGUUAACGGAUAAGAAAGACACGAGUUAAGGGUUUCUGUUCACUUUGUAGCCAUUAGCUUAACGGCUAAAGGUAGUUAGCUACAGCUCUUUAAGUUGUGCAGUUUAAGUGGCUAGCUGAUUGAAUUGUGAUGCUCUGGAGAUCUUUAUAGUAACCAAGGAGAAGCUGAGAUGGGAGACAGCGAUGGGGAGGACAUUAAGGAAACACCUGAGCUGCCUGUGGAGAUCGUAGUUUACAUCCUGAGCUUUCUUCACGCUUCAGACAGAAAGGAAGCCUCACUGGUCUGUCGCAGCUGGUACAAUGCCAGCCAGGACCUGCGUUUUCAGAAGAACGUCACCUUCUGCUUCCCAGCUUCAGCCUCGUCCCUGGAGCUGGUCAGGGGUCUGGGCUGCAAGACACGCUGCAGCCUGGUUAUCAGCCAGCUCGAUGGCUUCAGUAUGUCCCGAUCACUGCUUCUGGAGGUGGGACUGUGUCUGGGCUCUAAACUGGAGAGCUUGGCCCUGCCUGGCAGCAGUAUAACAGAGGCCUCACUGCUGGCUCUGCUUCCUCGCCUCACCUCCCUCCGCAGGCUGGACCUCAGGGGCCUGGACAGCCUCUUCAUGUCUGGAGCUUUCCUCUCCAGGGAGGAGCACAGACAGCAGGUCAGGUCAGCUCUGUCUGGUCUGGAGGAGCUGGACCUGUCCGACCUGCGCUACCUCUCUGACCUCACCUUCAAUCGGCUGACCAGCUGCACCCCGCGCCUCCGCCGGCUCUCGCUGGCCGGCUGCCAUAUCGCUUUCGAGUUCGACCCGUAUCGAGGGUGCCCGGUCGGGGCUGUUGAGGACUCGUCAGCAUUACUGUCACUGAGGAACUUGAAAAGGUUGUUAAAAGAGCAGAAAUCCACCCUUGUAGCUCUGGACCUCAGCAGAACCUCCAUCACCCCUGAGUCACUACGCACUAUUGCACAGGUUCAGGAUUUGGUCCUAGAGGAACUGUGUCUGCACGGCUGUAAGGAGCUGACCGACUACUCAGUUGAGGCUCUGGUGAAGCACCAGCCGAGCCUUCAGAGACUGAACAUCAGUGCCUGCACUGAGCUGACCAGCAGGUCUGUAGAGGCCAUAGCAGGGGGCCUAAAGUCACUGAUGCACCUCUCCCUGUCCCGCGACUGGAGGAUCACUGAAAAAGGCCUCGCUGACCUGCUGUCUGUGUCUUCCCUGAGGAGUCUGGAUCUGUCUGAGUGUCUGAACAUCAGCGGACCCGAGAUGGUGAAAGGCUUGACGGGGUCCAAAGCUGCCAGAGCACGGCUGGAGACGCUCAGCCUCAAAAGCUGCACCUACAUUAGGGAUCUUGCGGUUUUCUCUCUCACCCAGCUUCUUGGGGACACUCUCUGUGAGUUGGACCUGACCUCAUGCGUCAACGUGACUGACCUGUCUGUGUGUGCGAUCGCCACAUACCUGCACAGGCUGGUAGUUCUGCGGCUUGGCUGGUGUAAACAAGUCACAGACUGGGGUUUGCUAGGAAUGGUGGAAACAUCCAAGUCUGAGCCUGAUGAUGAGAUGGGAGACAAGGGUCCCAGGUUCACCCGGACCUUCGGCAACAUGGGCUUCUUUAAGCCUCCUCGUCUGCCUUUUGAGGAGCGACCCAAGCUGGUGACGCAGAACGACCUGGAGCAGUUCACACAGCAGCCGGGAGCUUCCCUUUUAGCUCUCAACAGGCUGCAGGAGCUGGACCUCUCUGCCUGCUCCAAACUCACUGACAGCAGCAUCACACAGGUGGUGCGCCACCCAGACCUCCACCGUCUGUCUCUCUCCAUGCUGCCAGAGAUCACUGACGCCAGCUUGGCGUCGGUGGCCUGGCACUGCCGCAGCCUUAUCAGCCUGGCUCUCAGCCACUGUCCUGGUAUCAGCGACCGUGGGUUGGCACAGGCUGCGCCGUAUCUCCACAGACUCCAGCACCUCUACCUCUCCUGUUGUAAUAACAUCACUGACAGAUCCCUGUUCAUCCUGAUGCAGCACUGUAAGCGUCUGAGAACGCUCGACAUCUCAAGGUGCAAAAACAUCUCCGUUACAACAAUGGACCUCCUUCAGUCACAGCUGCCCUUCUUGGAAAACGUCCACUACAAGUUCAUAGGUGGGGCUGAUCUUACUCUUUCACUCUGACUGAAUGUCGUGCAUGACUGCCGGACCAAUUACAAAACCUGCUGACCAAAGCCUGCUCCAUGAGUUGAGCUUUUGCACAUCUCAACAAUUUGCACAAGAAUUGAAGGAAGCGUUGACAGUUUACAGUCUGAGCUACUGUAAAACCUGUCAUCUGUAAGUCAGCCUGUAAGUGAUUUAUUUUAUUUAUUUAUAUUUUAAAUCUCUCUCGUAUAGAGCAGGUGCCACUUGCACAAAACCGAUGUGGAAGUACUUCUGCUUGUCUGGUUAAACAUUUCCUAAGUAUGUUCAUGCUUGGAUUCAAAUAAUCAGACCAGGCAGACAAAAAUGUAUCGGACUGAAAACACACCCAUCCUAACCGCCACUUUCAAAGAUCAUUAACUGUUGAGUCCAAGCGGAAAAUGUUUUGGUGUAAUAUUUAUGUUUAGUGUAUGUGGUGUAUCACCGCUGAAGGCACAGAUUUCAUCUAGGGAAGGCGUUUCAAGGUGCCUAGUUUGUGCACAAGUACCCAAUAAAAUCAAGUGAAUUCCCCAAAACUGAAACACACAACUGCCACAGUAAAAAAUAUUCUCACUGUCUAAUCAUAAUGAGAACGGGAAUUGUUUUCUUGUACAUGAGAGAUUUUGCUUGUUGUAUUAAUUCCCUUGUAGUGACAAGGUGCUUUUAUCUAAGUUAAAAGGUAAACAGUAUACAUCAAGAACACGAGCAGAAGCUGUCCCAUAAGAAACAGUGUUAGUGAGACUGAAAGUUAAUUCUUAAUAUAUAUGAUAAUAUAAACAUUUUAGAAUUUUGAAGCAUGUGACUUAAAUUGACAGAUCCUAUAUUGUUUUUACAUGAUGACUUUCAGGUUUUUUGCUUAACAUUGAGAACAUUUCUAUUGUGCUUUGAGCACUAAAAGGAGGAAAGACUUGAUUUAAAUGCUCACAUCUGUAUAGCUUUGGAAACAUGCUUUUGAUUUUUGUCUUGAUAAUUUCCUCUUUUUUAAAUCAACAAAACAGAAUAAUGGAUCAACCCGUUGCGUUGAACUAACUUGAAUUCAUUUAAGGGACCAAUCUCUCCACUUUUGGUCUUGCUCAAGCACUGUAGUCUUAUUAAAGAAAUAAUAUCCCUUUAUACAGUAUGUACAUUAUUGAAAAUGUUUGUACUGUUGUAACAGGGCAUGACGGACUGUCACAGAGGGAGACAUAUAUACUGUAAAGAUGAAGAAUCAAGUGUAAAAGAUGUUGAUUUUAUAAAUAAACCAAAGUUUGGAGACUA
Molecule: messenger RNA, 3515 nt
Organism: Seriola aureovittata
Lineage: Eukaryota; Metazoa; Chordata; Actinopteri; Carangiformes; Carangidae
Gene: fbxl9
Product: F-box and leucine rich repeat protein
Exons: 11
Coding region: 294-2261 (655 amino acids)
Biological process (GO): SCF-dependent proteasomal ubiquitin-dependent protein catabolic process
Cellular component (GO): SCF ubiquitin ligase complex
Molecular function (GO): protein binding
Source: RefSeq, a predicted model, not a curated record